Molecule: messenger RNA, 1677 nt
Organism: Cladocopium goreaui
Lineage: Eukaryota; Dinophyceae; Suessiales; Symbiodiniaceae
Source: the annotation of a GenBank genome assembly
CCCAAAAACGCCGACCAUGGCCGAAACAUCUCCAGCCGCUGCCACGGAACCGACCGACGAGGAGCCUCAGGAGCCAGAGGCUUUGCCAGCAGCCUUGGGGCAAGGCUCGCCUCCCACGGCAGGCGACGAUGACGAUGUCGAGCAGACCUCUUCUGCUGCGCGCUCGCAACGCACGAGGUCGUCGUUGUACUGGCCAGAAGGCAGUCGGAGGUCCUCUUUCUCUGAUGGACAGGCUGCGACGGCGCAGGAAUGCAUGCGUCCCCGGAUGGAUUCGGCGCAGAAAGAGUCGAUUCGACGAGGUACCUUGGUACAAACCUACGAUGAGAUGGACUGGGAGCAGGCCUAUAUCCCGCCGAAGCCCAGCAAUUCCGACUUUCCGGCGCCGGCGGUUGCAACCGUGGCAGCCCCAGUGGGCACGGCGAAAGCGCUGGCAACCGAAACGAAGAAAGAGCAGGUGACUGCUGCGAUUCCCUCAGUUCUUCCGGCCGAACCAGUGGCACCUUCCGUGGCGCGCGUGCCCUGUGCGCCGACGCUCCGUGUCUGGGGAGCACCAGGACCCCUCGCUGCGCCGCUGGCAGUCUUGCAGGCUCAGCCAUUUGGAGCCUAUGAAGUGCCCAGCGCCUUUCCGCCCCGCGCACCGACCAUGCAGGUCCCCACCUGGGCACGUCCCGUGGCACGUCCCGUGGCGGAAGCGCCGCCGAGCCAGCGCUCCAGCAGCGUGCCCCACGUGAGGCUGGAGAAGAGGUUGGUGGCUGCGCCCAUUUCAUUCAUCCCGGCCACGGCCUGCAAGGUCCAGGGCGCGGGUCAGCGGCCCGUGCAGGAGUGGCAGGAAGCGGAGGUCUGCCAGUGGCUCAGCGAGGUCUUCCUGGCGCCACAGGAGCUGGUGCAGAUGGUGGAGCAGCAGGCGAUCACGGGGAAGGUGCUGUUGAGCUUGACCGAGAGCGACCUCGCCGAGCUCUCCGUCCCCAAGUUCGGGCACCGGCGCCUGCUGAUGCUGGCGGCGCACGAGCUACGGCGGCUGGCAAUGUCCGCGAUGAAUCCGGCGCCGAGCUACGCCUUUCAGGCGCCCGCCUCGAGCCCCAGCGGCUCGGUCAAUGGCUCUGGGCCACAGCUCUGUGUGGGAGGUCCUGUGGUCAAUGGCAACCAGGCGCCCCCUUCAGUGCGGAGCACGCUUCCUGGCGCCUUGAAGCGAGGGGUACAGGUCCUGCAGUAUCCAUGCGCGCCGCAGUCUGCCAUCAGCCCAAGCGCACAAGUGGGAGGCAGAACCCUGGCAACCCCUCGUGUACGAUCGGUGGUGGCCCCCGUUCCCGGGCAAAGCUUGGACUGGAAGGGCUCCCACGUGGCAGCGCCGGUGCCUGCCGCGCCGGCGUCGCAAUGCCAAGUGGAACUGGCACCGUCACCAAGGGAUACGGUGGAGGAUGCGUCCAGACCCGGGACAGCGCUGCGCAGUCGCUCCAUGUCGCCGCAAAGUCGGCCGAUAUGCUCCGGUGCCGGGGCACCCUGUGUACCCUGUGCACCCUGUGCACCCUGUGCGCCCUGUGCUCGCAGGACAAGCCCUUCCCAUCGCUUUGCUUGGGAGCCCCUAGCACACAAGGCCUCCUCGUCCUUGACCCGGCUCUAAGGGGCCAGGGCGCCAUGGCCCAUGGGCCCGAAUUGGGGAACAACAUGGGACAACAA